CCCCUCCCAACACAUUAAACUUCAAGACACUGGUGGCCCCAGAGGUGGACGUUUCCCUGGACCAGAGCAGCAGCUCCUUGCUGUCUGGUGGCUUCUUGGAUACCCUCGAUGACCUAGAUAUCAACAUGGAUGACACUGAGACCCCCAAUGAGACCGACUUGCUGGAGUUCCUGGGGAACAGCAAUGAACUGGAAUGGGAAGAUGACACCCCUGUGGCCACGGCCAAGAACAUGCCCGAGGACAGCACAGAUCUGUUUGGUAAUAGUGUGGUGGAGGAUGGCGGUGCCACCAGUGGGCACCAGUGGCGGAUAAUGAUCAUUGGGAAACAGGAGCGUCUCAUCAACCUGCACAUGAUCCGGCCCUACAUAGAGGUGGUCACUUGCGGAGGGGAGACCAGCACCCUCAGCACCCCCUCCUGGCUCCAGCUGCUGGGCAACUGGAGACCU
Messenger RNA from Galeopterus variegatus (Sunda flying lemur), 446 nucleotides. RefSeq names its product caytaxin-like. The annotation marks the transcript as partial. The record is from RefSeq and is a predicted model, not a curated record. The transcript has 2 exons. Lineage: Eukaryota; Metazoa; Chordata; Mammalia; Dermoptera; Cynocephalidae.